AUGGCAGCGACGGCCUCGGCGUCGGCUGCUAUGCCCCCCGUGGCUGCAGCAGCCACGGGCGGCGACCUCGAAGACAGCAACAUCUCCAGCCCGCUCAGCGAGGUCGAUGACAAGGACGCCAACGACGAGGAGAUUGAACACAUGCACCUGGACAGAGACCACCUGAGCGCUGGUCCAGACGAGGCCCAGGGCACCGACCACGCCGGCUCAGACUCGGACAGCGCCCUCUCCGACGCAGCGUCUGACGACGACGUCGAUGAGAACGAGUCCCCGACAAAGCCCAUAACAAUUCCUCCGAAAGAAGACAAAAGCUCUCGCGGCGACUCGCAGGAGAGGAAGCGGAAGCGAUCUGCUGCCGCCGCCGAACUCCAGUCAGACCUGGAGCAGCCGGCUAGGAAACGCACGGGAUCAAUAUCGGCUGCCGAUGCAGACGGUGACGAUCAUCUUGCGGCUGCCAAAGACGACGCGACACCCGCCGCCAUUGCUGUCCGCUCAGUUCGGUCUGUUGCGGACGACGACGAGGCCUCUGCCACGAACCAAGACACGCCGGCCGAGGACGAAGCUCUGGAGGUGCCAAGGAAGACCAAGCGUAGCGGCUCGAAGCGGAAGACGGUCGUUUCGGAUGAUGCCGAGAGCGAACCCCCGGCAGAAGCCCGUGACGACCAGCAAGACCCCGCGCUGGAGGAGGAGCCCGAGCCCGACCAUGCCGAGGAAGAGGAGGCAGAGCCCGAAGCUGAUGAGGAGACUGACGCGGCAGCGCGCAACCUCGAAGAACUGGAAAGGAAGCAAGCUGCCUAUCGAGACUGGACGCAGAUUGAGGAAAUGUUUGGCAUUUUCAGGGAUCGGCUUUACAAGGAUAGGCUACAGAGGCUCGAAGAAGAAGAGCAGUCGCUACACGCUCCAGAGCCCACGCAUCCCGAGUACCUCAACAUGAAGCAGUGCCUGGAUGACCGACUGGAGCAGAAGCUACGGGCCAUCAAUACCGAGCACGAAUACCGACUCAAGGCUCUCGAGCGGCGCGCCGUGGCCACGAGAGCUCAGAUCUGGGGCCAGUACUUUCAGGCUGUCCGAGAGAAGCGCGAGCAUGCUCUGGAGGCCCUCAACAGGCAGUGGUACGAUGUGCAGAGCGCUCGGCGGAGCGCGCACAGCCUGCCAGACUACGGCCUGCUGUUCCCCAAGGAUCCCGCGCAGCGCAUCAGGAACGCCAUUGCCUACAACACCGAGGUGUCGACCCUCGCCGGCCUCGCCAAAUACGAAGGCUUCCCAGCUGGACCUGAGCUGCAGGGGGCAUCUACAUCCGAGCUGGAAGCUGACCUGGCCGCCAUGGAAGUGAGUGAACUCUGUCUUGCGAAGAAUUUCCACGAUUACUGA
Trichoderma citrinoviride is the source of this 1371-nucleotide messenger RNA. RefSeq lists its product as hypothetical. Gene Ontology annotation, cellular component: Sin3-type complex. The record is from RefSeq and is a predicted model, not a curated record. Lineage: Eukaryota; Fungi; Ascomycota; Sordariomycetes; Hypocreales; Hypocreaceae. Gene Ontology annotation, molecular function: histone deacetylase binding. The transcript is spliced from 4 exons. Bases 1 to 1371 code for a protein of 456 amino acids. Gene Ontology annotation, biological process: negative regulation of transcription by RNA polymerase II.